AUGGAUUCUUCAUCAAGUUCAAGUGAUGAUGAAACUAUAAUCGCAUUUGUGAAUAGACUUGGUCAGCCAAGAAAACAACGCGUUUUUCGAAACCGAACCGAUAAUUUUCUCGAGUGGGACGAAAACGAAUUUUUUAAUCGAUUUCGUUUAACAAAACGAUGUGUGAAUAUUGUAUUGGACCUAAUCACUUUCAAAAUUCAAUCGUCUACUGACCGGAAUCAUGCAGUUACACCGGCACAAAUGAUUUUAAUUACAAUACGUUUCCUUGCAUCUAGUGCCGAAUUAAAAUCUACAUUUUUAACAUUUCCAAAUGAUCCAAUUGUUAUUCAAAAUAUUAAAAAAGAUUUUUAUAAUAUUGCAAAAUUUCCUAAAGUUGUUGGUGCAUUGGAUUGUACGCAUGUAAAAAUACAGUCACCUGGUGGAUUAAAUGCAGAAAUUUACAGAAAUAGGAAGCAGUUUUUUUCAAUCAAUGUUCAGGCAAUUUGUGAUUCAAAUCUAAAAUUUCUUGAUGUAGUUUCACGGUGGCAGGGGUCAGCUCAUGAUUCGCGAAUAUUUCAACAUUCCAAAAUAUAUUCAGGUUUUCAAAACAGGGAAUUCGGUGACAGUAUUCUCUUAGGAGAUGGUGGAUAUCCUUUGAAAAUCUUUUGUAUUACUCCACUUCAAAAUGUAAAUACUCCUUCAGAGAACCUAUUUAAUGAAGCACAAAUAAGAACUAGAAAUCCUAUAGAAAGAGCAUUUGGUGUCUGGAAACGACGAUUCCCUAUUUUAUCUACUGGGAUCAGGUUAAACGUAAGUAAAGCACAAUGUUUAAUUAUAGCAACAGCUAUUUUACAUAACAUUGCAACAAUAGAUAAAGAACAACAUUGUGCUUUACCUCCAUUACCUAGAGAAAUUGAAGAAGCCAUUAACUUUGUAAAUAAUGUUCCAAAUAAUAUUCACAUUAAUAAUAAUAAUAAUUAUUUAAGAAACAGAUAUGUACAAUAUUUUGAACAUUUAUUGUAA
Macrosiphum euphorbiae (potato aphid) is the source of this 1002-nucleotide messenger RNA. The record is from the annotation of a GenBank genome assembly. Lineage: Eukaryota; Metazoa; Arthropoda; Insecta; Hemiptera; Aphididae.